AAUACAUCAAUGGCUCCCUAAUGGAAUUGGGACUCUUGUCACUCAGACCACCCAGGACCUGAGUCUCCUGGCAAGUAAAUGCACUCCAGACUUCCUUUGGAUGCUCCUGUCCCUUGCCUACCCUAGGGGAUGCCCCAGUUCACUUUUGCUUGCUUCUGUGGGCUCCAUGGCUUCUGCAACAUGAAGAGGAAGAAGGAAGAGGGCAGCGCUGAACAGGAGACAGCAGUUUGAGAAGGAAAGGAUUUUUUACCUUUGCACAUCAUCUUAACUCAUAUUGUUGAGCUGGAAGAGCACUAUUCCUUGAGACUUUGCAGGUCCAGCAAAAUGUCUUUGUUCAAACCUUUCUCAAGAUCCAGAAGCUGGCUGUGCAAAACGGUUAUUGGGCAGUUUCCUCUCCUGAAACACCCUAAGCCUUAUUGUGGGUACUUGUCAUGACUCAAAGGAUUCUGUUGCUUUACUGAGAAGUGAUCUUGCCAAGAGUAUUUUCACUGCACCAGUUUAAGGUAAAGAACAUGUUUAUACAGCAAGCUUGAAAGUCCAGAACAAGCGCAAACUGCAGGAAUGAAGCCAAGAAAAGGACAGUCACUCGAACAAAUGCAUUGCUGUAAUAUCUUCCUAAAAGACUACAAGAUGAAACUAUACAAAAAAUUAUAAAAAAAACAUCU
Molecule: messenger RNA, 665 nt
Organism: Eublepharis macularius
Lineage: Eukaryota; Metazoa; Chordata; Lepidosauria; Squamata; Eublepharidae
Gene: BLACAT1
Product: BLACAT1 overlapping LEMD1 locus
Exons: 4
Coding region: 130-231 (33 amino acids)
Source: RefSeq, a predicted model, not a curated record